GUCGGAACAGAGAGACGGAGAGAGAGGGAGGGAGAGUGUGUGAGCACUCGUCUGCCUUCUGAAGUCCUCCUGCUGCCGCUUGCAGAGUGGUGAGAGGGGAGGGGGAGCUAGAGUGAUUGGCCGAGAGCAGCAGGGAAGCGGCAAAGACGCGGGAAGCGGGAUGGGCUGCCGUGGCAACUGAGGUCAUCCGAGCGCACGCCGGUAAACGUGGUGUUUGGCCGCAGCCACCGCCACCCACCACCACCGCCACCAGCGGCACCCCCACCAGGACUUCACCGAGGCCGCUGCAGGCGCCGUGGGGAGGUAGAGGGGAGACCUCUACUGACUCAGGCACCCCCCCUCCCCCAUCCCGAUCCGUGCCGUAUGACACCUGUUACACAGGAGCAGCCCGGAGGCGCGGCGGUCCAGGGAUCGGAGGAUGAGUGCGUUGGCGGAAGAGGGGGAGGCGGGGGAGGGCUGAGGAGGACGAGGAGGAAGAGGAGGAGGACGACGACGAGGAAUUGAGCCGCUGGGCAGUGUGAAAGAACAAAAAAGUGGGAGCCUUUAUUUUUUUUCUUGCUUUCAACUGGCGGGAGGCAGAUUGUCACUCCCCCCCCCACCACCCGCCGGCCCCCCAGGGAGCAUGCAGGUGUUUCAGAUCGUCAAGGAGCUGGUGUCUCCGUCCAGACGCCGGGCGGCUGCCAGAUUCGGAGCGUCUGAAACGGAGCAGGGUGCGGCGGCCAGACUCGCGCAGGAACGUGCCGAUAUCGUCGCCAAAUAUGACAAGGGUAAGGAGGCCACUGUGGAACCCUGGGAGGACAUAGACUUCCGCCUGUACAAAAACAUCGACCGCUUUGGUUUCCGCCAUGCGGAGGAGCUACCAUCCUUCGAUGCGGUGGAAGACAAGCAAAAGCACCUAGAGCUGGAGCGGACCUCCAAGUGGCUGAAGAUGAUGAAGAGCUGGGACAAGUACAAGAACAGUGAUAAGUUGUCUCGGAGGAUCUACAAGGGGAUCCCUCUGCAGCUCCGGGGGGAGGUGUGGGCCCUGCUGCUCGACAUCCCCAAGAUCAAGGAGGAAAAGAAGGACUUCUACGAGAAGCUAAAGAUCAGAGCUCGAGGACUGUCGCCCGACAUCCGUCAGAUCGACCUGGACGUGAACCGCACCUACCGGGACCACAUCAUGUUCAUGCACCGCUACGACGUGAAACAGCAGGCUCUGUUCCAUGUCCUUACAGCCUACUCCAUUUACAACACGGAAGUGGGCUACUGUCAGGGUAUGAGUCAGAUCACGGCGCUGCUGUUGAUCUACAUGAACGAGGAGGACGCCUUCUGGGCCCUGGUCAAACUGCUCUCAGGGCCCAAGCACUCCAUGCACGGGUUCUUCAUACCCGGCUUCCCCAAGCUGAUGCGCUUCCAGGAGCACCACGAGCGCAUCCUGAAGAAGAUGAUGCCCAAACUCAAGCAGCAUCUGGACACCCAAGAGGUGUUCACCAGUCUGUACACGAUGAAAUGGUUCUUCCAGUGUUUCCUGGACAGAACACCAUUCACUCUCACCCUAAGGAUCUGGGACAUCUACAUCCUGGAGGGCGAGCGUGUGCUGACGGCCAUGUCCUACACCGUCCUGAAGCUGCACAAGAAGCACUUGAUGAAGCUUGCCAUGGAGGAGCUGGUUGAGUUCCUGCAGGUCACUCUGUCCAAGGACUUCUUCCUGGAGGACGACCUGGUCAUCGAGAAUCUCCAGACCUCCAUGACCGAGCUGCGGAGGGCCAAGUUGGAGUUCCCCGCGCCAGGUAAAGAGGAGGAGUACCCCAAGAAACCACUUGGGGUGCUACCCCCAGAACCAGGGGCGGUGGUGAACGAAGCCGUGGCGACCCCCAUGGCCAACGGCGUGGGGUCGGGUCCCCCGCCGCACCGGGACCCCAGCCCCGUCCCCCCGGAGCGGCAGCCUGAGAGCCGGCCCCCCAGCCGGACCCGCCGGGACUCCAUGGACAGGCUGAUGCGCCACAACAAGUCCGGGAGGAGGGAGGGCCGCCACCGGGGGUCCGGAGGGGAGACGGACGGCGGCUCCGCCUCCGCCUCCGCCCACAGGCGGUCGGCCGAGACGUCGGUCCCCCCCACCCCCACCAACCCCACUCCGGAGAGGGGGGCUACGCCCGCCCCCCCCACCCCGACCUCCACGCUGCUCCAGAUGGUCCAGGCCGGGGGCCGCGGCCACGCCCACGCGGCGGCCAACCACAACUCCAACGCGGCGUCCAGCUCCCGCCAGCCGCCCGUGGGCCCGCGCUGGGUCAAGCCCUCGGAGACCAAGCUGGAGGCGGCCAAGGCGGCGGCGGCCCAGGAGGUCCGCCGCAGCCGGGGCUCCAGCCCCGACGAGGCCUCUGGCGCGGCGGGCCAGCGGAGGCCCCCGUCGCGGGGCCUGGUCCCGGGCGCCGACCGCGGCUCCAACGCCUCGCAGUACGACAACGUCCCCGAGACGGGGGGGCCCUCCGCCCUCGAGGUGCCCGAGCCGGACGGACCCCCGUCGCGGUUGAGGACUCCCCCCGUGGAGAGCCCCUUCCGCACUCCGUCCCCCCGCCAGCCCAGCCCCGUGCGGGCGCCCCCUCCCGGCAGCGGGGCGGGGAGCAUGGGCUCGCUAGUGCUGAGCCCCGGGGGGCCCCAGGCCCCCCGUAUGACCAGGCACCACAUCCCCCCGCCGCUGACCCUCACCAGCCCGCCGGGGGGGGGGUACCACUACCCGGCCGGCCCCCACCACGCCGCCCAGCCUGCGCCCCAGCAUCAGCAGCAGUACCCCCCCGGCCGCCAGGGCACGGCGCCUAACUUCUACCCCGGGGUCCCGGACCACCGGCUCGGAGACGAGAGACUCUACGGCCCCGCCCGGCCCCCCGGGGAGCGUGGCUACGCCACGGUGCAGCACCCCCACCCCAACCACCGCCACCCACAGGGCCUGUCCCCGGAGAACAACCACCCGUACGCCACCCACCAUCGGUACCCCCCCAACGGGAGCCGGGACCCCCGCAUCUUAGCCCCGCUGCCCAUGGACUCGGGGCAGCCCAUGCUCCGGGAGGGCGCCUUGUACCGCCAGCACCGUCACAACGGGCGGUCGGCCACGCCCCCCACACACCCCCACCACCACCACGUCCCCCACCACCACCAGCCCCAUGCGGACUACAGCCUGGUCGACCGGCAGCCGCCCCCGCCCAGUCGCCCCCAGGGGUCGGAGGGGGGGACGGGCCGAGACCCUCACUCCUCCUCGGGGGGCGUGCCCCGGUCGACCAGCUUCCAGCAGGCGCAGAUGUCGCCGCUGCAGGAGUUUGUUUUCCCCGACGUGGCGGCGCCACACUUCAGGACCCCGUUCCAGCAGCAGCAGCAGCAGCGGCAGCAGCAGCAGGCGUCGAUGCAGCAGCAGUUCCCGGCGCUGUUUGGAGCGCCGGACUACCGCCACGCUCAGGAGGCCUUCGCCAUGCAGGAGUCCAUGCUGUUGUGAGGAGGGAGGCCGAGAGACCGAGAGAGACACACACGGAGAGAAUGGUUUGAGGGGAAACAGGAAGUGAAAGGUGGACCGACGGAUGUACUGUGCUGGAGGGGAGAGAUUUAGAGAAUGAGGUGAAGUCACUCACACUAUGGCAAUAGACAGGCUUUGAUUCUGACGUCGGUUAGGAUCGUCCUCGUGUGUUUUCGUUGGGGUUUGUUUCCGUUUGUUUGGGCGGUCGACUCUUUUGGUUAAGUUUCUUGUGUAGUUUUCUCUGUGUUGUCGGUUCGUUUUAAGUGUAUUGUUUGCUUUGCUGUGCUUUAUGUGUUAAAGUAGGGUUCUCGCUGGCUCCUCCACUGCACUGCGACGGUGCGGGUCAACCCAGCCUCCGGAAGUUUCCACCGAUCACUGUAAACUAUGAAAUGAUGACGCAACGACCUGAACGGACCGAGAGAGAGAGCUAUUUUAUUUUUGGAUGUGAAAUCAUUGCGAGAGGUGACAUUAUAUAUGUAUCUUUAUAUAGAUAUGUAUACAAGUGUCUUUUUAGAGUCUUAAAUGUACAGUUACUAUUUUUUUGUUGUCGUCAUUACUGUAGUAAUACUGAGUAUUAAAAUCAGUAGGGGGCGGGCUGUACUCCCGGAGAGACAAAAAAAACACAUCCAUUCCUUUUCUUUUUUUAAUAUAUGUUUGCAACAGAUAAUUUACGUUAGUUUUGUCCGCCGUAUGCGCGUUGAUCUUAUUAUUUUGAAAGAGAAGAGUUUAUGGUUAAGCAACUAAUAUAAUAAUUUGUUUACUGAGAGUUGUGACUUCUAUUUUGACUUGAGUACAAGCACCUCCAAAUUAGUUAUUUUUCUUUGUCUGCUUUAUUUUUUAAUGAUUGGAAUAUUUUCCUUUUUGUCAUUGAGAUUAUUCUACCAUUGCUGUUUCAGCAAUGCUUGUUCUUGAUCUGCUGAUACAUUGGUGUACACAUGGAUACAUUUCAAGUAUGCAGGCUUGUGUCAAAUUUAGAUUUUGUUUUGCUUGAGAAAUGCCAAGGGCUGUUUUUGUAAGGGCUCUUAGAGAGAAAUUGUGUGCGUUUGUUUUGUCAACCCUUUCCUGAUUUGCAGUCUUAUAUUACUUACAGAACAUUAGCUGGACGUCAUUUUCAACACGCGUCACAUUCACGCAAACACGCACACCAUUACGUAGGCCUACAUUUAACUUGAGCAAACAUUAAAUAACAUUGUGUAUUACACUCCGUAUUCACAUGUACACUAACAGUGCCCCCUAGUCUUCAAUGUGUGAAUCACACAUUUCAGUUGCUAAUUGGCCAUAUGCCGUUAUUUCUCAUUAUUUGGCGUAACCCUAGUUGUCAACAGUAUUGCAGUACUGUUUUUAUUACAUUCCCAUUUUUUUAUCAUCAGACUAAUUUCCUUCACAAUUCUCUGAUUCUUUGUUUAAUAAAACAAGUUUGAUUGAAAUCAAUAAAUGACUGUCAUUGCCUUUGC
Molecule: messenger RNA, 4935 nt
Organism: Gadus morhua (Atlantic cod)
Lineage: Eukaryota; Metazoa; Chordata; Actinopteri; Gadiformes; Gadidae
Gene: usp6nl
Product: USP6 N-terminal like
Exons: 14
Coding region: 623-3463 (946 amino acids)
Biological process (GO): regulation of GTPase activity
Molecular function (GO): GTPase activator activity; small GTPase binding
Source: RefSeq, a predicted model, not a curated record